Molecule: messenger RNA, 3332 nt
Organism: Larimichthys crocea (large yellow croaker)
Lineage: Eukaryota; Metazoa; Chordata; Actinopteri; Sciaenidae
Gene: washc3
Product: WASH complex subunit 3
Exons: 7
Coding region: 136-768 (210 amino acids)
Biological process (GO): actin filament polymerization; exocytosis
Cellular component (GO): WASH complex
Source: RefSeq, a predicted model, not a curated record
UUGGCUGAUUGAACCGGAAGUCCGUUUGAGGAGUCACAUGAGUCGUUUUACAGCAAAUAUUUCUGCAGCUCUUUCUGCUUUUUUUUGCAGUAAAAUACUUCAUAUUAAAGCUGAAGGAGGUUUAAAAACCCGAACAUGGACGAGGACGGGCUGCCGAUCGUCGGCUCCGGUGUUGAUCUCACCAAGGUUCCCGCCAUUCAGCAGAGAAGAGUCGUUGCCUAUCUCAAUCAGUUUGUCGUACACACAGUCCGGUUCCUGAACCGUUUCUCCACAGUUUGUGAAGAGAAACUUGCAAACAUAUCUCUCCGCAUACAGCAGAUUGAAACAACCCUGUGCAUUUUGGAAGCCAAGCUGUCCUCCAUUCCCGGGCUGGAGGAGGUCACAGUAGAUGGACUCAGUCAGCAGAAACCUGCUCAGGCAAACGGACCCACUAUCCCCAAUCAGAGCCAAGAAGGUCCACCAGCAGAGCCACUGCCUCCCGCAGAGCCAGCUCAGGCUGCACCAGAGGCUGCAACGACACAGAAAGCAGAAGCAGCUGCAGAGAACGUCAUGACAGUGGCCAAAGACCCACGUUACGCCCGAUACCUGAAAAUGGUUCAAGUGGGAGUUCCGGUUAUGGCUAUCAGGAACAAAAUGGUCUUGGAGGGUUUGGAUCCGAACUUGCUCGACACACCGGACGCCCCCGUGCCUGACGGAGGAGCGGGAAGCACUGAGGACCAAGACGUUGCCGCCACCAGUUCCGACAGCGAAUCAUCUUUCAGCGACUGACGGCUGCUCUUUGUUCCCAUCGAUGCAAAACUUCCCGUAAAGGCCUCCCAUCACUACUCUUUGAGCUUCUUUCCGCCUUUACUCACAAAGAGAAGCAGACUGCGAAGUAGUUUGCAGCGAGAAGGUGCAAAUGUAAGUGCCUGGAAACUUGAGAAUGCAACCACAGUGAUUGUAAUUUCAGCGUGAAGGAGCUGAAAGAGUUUCGCCUACGGUCGGGCUGUGACCUCGAUUUUGAUACGUUUAGCGUUUUUGAGAAAUGUAAAUGAAUAUUUAGAUUUCCCGUGAUGGUUCUGUUAGCAGUAGUCCUCAGAACAUGACAGUAGCAAGUACAUUUUGUACAGAAAAGUAAAAAAUUUUUGUUGUCACACUACUAUCAAAGUCUCCUUUAAGAGAUGCAUUUAUCAGUUUAAAGUCUUGCCUCUUUGUUUCAGUCUAGAUGAAAUACAAACAUAUGUUAGAUAACUUGUUUAAAACGUACAUUGUAUGUCUGUGUGUUGAGAUGAGGGAGAAGACUAUGACAAUAAUCUUUCAGUGUCGAUAAACAGUGCAUCACAGUAUCAGUUUGAUGGAAAGAGAAGUCACACGUCUCUCAGCGUGUGGCUUCACUUCUGAAAAAUCAGCUGUCAUUCUGGUGUAGUAAUGUUUUGACGUGCCGCCUGUUUAGUUUUUUUUCUUCAUUUUGAAUCAUCAAGUCGACAUGUGAUCAACAUCCAAGCAGAAGCUGUCUUAUCACGGAAACAAAUAGUUGUAAAUAGUUUCACUUGUUCGUCACAUCAAAGAGAGCGGAUAUUUUCUUUUCACCAGUUACUGGAAGAACAGAAACUGCAGUACACACUGGUGUAAAUCAUUUGUUGUGUUGUGUUGUCCCACUAGAUUCAGAAAAUAUUCAGACCACUCUGCUUUUUUUGCACACUAAUCGAUUUACACUUCAUGUUUUUUUUGGCCAUAAAUUCACGCACAAUAACGUCAAAGCAAACGUUUUGCUUGUUUAAUAAAAAAAAUUCCCAAAUUAAAUCUGAAUUACCUUCCAGAGCUGCUGCACGUGUCUUGAUUUUUAAUACAGAAAAAAACUCCAUUAUACACUACUCCACUAAAAGUUAGGCAUGUUUGACUUUCGGGUGAAAUUUGUGGAAAAUGUAUUUAUGUAGAAGCAUUUCUUCAUUUCAAACUAUUUAUUGAAACAAAUAAUUAGUGGUAGAUAUACCUCAACAAAAAAAGUUAAUGUCUCAGUGAUUUGUCAUGUAUCCUUGACUCAAAAAGACGUCUUACGCUGUUCACAAGUCGAUUUAUUGCAACUUGCUGUUGACACUCUAAGCUCAGUGGCAACUUCCCUCUGACUACAUCCUGUUUGUUGAUCGUGUCGUCUUGGUCUCAUGAUGUCAAAAUGUGAACAGCACGAUGAAGAGGACUGUUCAAAUACAAAUCGAAUCGAACCAAAACAUUUAACGGUCGAAUCCAUGGAUCAGAUACUUGUUGUGAUUUUUGCGGUUAACCACCUUGUUAGAGAACAACGUUGUUAUGCAACGAGUACUGAAACGUUGAAGAGUUGUACAUGUGCAUUCAAAAGUUUAGAGAAGGUCAAAUUAAAUUCACCUGUAAAGGUUAUGGUGGCUCUGAAAAAUUACAUCUGAAAGCCGAAUAUCCCUAACGUUUUGACAGAUAAUAAUGUAUCCCCUGCCUCUGCUUUAGCUCCCAUACGGCCUAUUUGACUAGUGACAUGUCUCGUAAUCUUCAAUAAUACGUGGACGCUCACUAACCUUUCUGGAAUGAAGCACUAAGAAGUAAAUCAGUGCAACUGCAGCUGUUUUUUCAUCACAUCAGGACUUAAAGGUCCAGUGUGUAGCAUUUAUUGGCAUCUAGCACUGUCUGUGGAUACAAACAGGGUAACGAAAACACAAGAUAUUUUAAUAUUCAGGUGAUAUAACUCUGAUAAAUACAUACUUCAUGUUGUAUUCAUGAGAUUUCUAUGAAUGGAUAUUACUCUUUAAUAACUGUGAAUGUUUUAGUGUCUGGAAAGCACUUUUACAAAAGAUCCAAAAUAAACAGUUUGCUUAUAAAAAAAGUCUUAAUCUUUAUUUGACAACAAUCCGUACAGUACAUGAUGUCAUAUGCAAAACAGUGCCAAUACAAAGUCAGAGAAUAAUAAAGAUAUUUUCCCUUUAUAGAUACAGUAUCUGUAGUGAGCAGGUAAUAAUCUGUGUACACGUUACAGCGCAGGAUUUUUCUCUACUAAUCCCAAAUUAUAGACUAGAUCCUUAACAGUGCCGGUCAGUGAAGCAUGUCACACGUCUUCUCUGUCAGCAUGUGAGACAUCUUCAGCAGCCUGACCGUACAAUAACAGUACAGACAGUUUUAUCCCCAAAUCAGCCUCUUCCCUUGUGCUUCCUAGUCUAUCUCCAGUGAUGUUACUUACUGUAAAAUAACAGCUACAGUAUCAGCAGUGGUUCCCAACCUGCGUCUUGAUAAUAUAUAAAAACAUUGACUAAAGGCAUCAUAGGUAAAUUAUACAAGGUGUAAGAGCCAUUUAAUCCAUAUUAGCUCUGUUUGGUAAUGCUGUAAGGUAA